AUGACGGGUGUCAGUGCAGUUCCAGCAGAUAAAGACCACAUUGAAGAAAUGGUAACACAGUGUAUAGUAGAAGUUCUCUCCAAUGCUUUGUCGAAGUCAAAUGCACCACCAAUUAAUCCUGAGUGCAAAGAAAUCCUCAGGAAGAGUGGCAAAAGUGACAGAGCUAAAAACGAGGACAAACAGCUUGAAAUGAGGCAUUUGAAAGACUCAGCAGAGAAUGAAGAACAUGGCACUGGGAGUGUGGAGGAAGAGCGAAGUCAGGCUGAAAUGGAAUCGAAAAUGCGUGUGAAAGGAAGUGAUGAAAAGAAACUUGGCUGGGAGGAAGAUCACAGUGAGGAAGAGGAGGAUGGCCAUGACAUCUCUGUUCAUGAGGCUCGUGAAGAGCAGCUCCAAACGGCAGAAGUGGAGCACCAUGAGGAGACCGGAGAAGACCAGAACAGUUACUACAGGGAAGAGGAGAGCAAAGAGAGCAGGCACCGCGAUGAAGAGGCAGAGCGGGCCGCUCCCAGCAAGCAGUCCGCAAGCGCAGAGCAAUUCCUUGGCGGGAAUGAUCAACACUCCAUGGGCUGGGCACGCGCAGAGGAGAGAACGCAGCGUCCUGGCAAGAGGGUUCAUGAGGGUGAGGAGGGGGAGGCAGCAGGAAGUGAAAAAUCCCACCAUGAGCCUAAGGAACGUGAUUCCUCCCAUCAGCACGAGCAGGAAGAAUCUGCUGAGAGUGAGGAAGCAGCGGAGGAAAAGCAAGGCUACGCUGCAGAGCGGUACUACAGGAAGCACAGGAUGGGCGACUCCGAGGAGAUGAGGGCCCGCAGCGGUGAGAGAGGGAAACUGGCUGAGGAAUCGAACGCGGAGCACGGCCGUCCCUGGGACAGGAGGAACCACCACCAGCAACAGCACCGUGAAGAGGCCGAGCGGCAUCGUGAGGAGAAGGGAGGCCAUCGGGGGAGACACGGGUCUGAGGAGGUGGAGGAGAAGAGCUACACGGAUCAGGGGGGUGAGGAGCACGGGGAGAGGCGGCAGCAGAGUGAGGAGAGCAGCGAGGAGGAAAGCAAGAGGCAGCGGCAAAGUGAGGAAAGCCAUGAAAAAUGGCAAGAGGAGAGGAGACACCAUGAUGCCUCCCGUGAGACAGGGAGGCACCGUCCCGAGGGAAGGACGUACGGAGGUGAGGAAGACCUGGGCAGGGAUAACAGCGCAGGCAGCAAGGAGGAGAAGCAGCAGCGUGGGGCAGAAAGACGUCGCUUGCAGGACAGUGAAGAGGUGAAGCUGAGCGUUGCAGAGCGCCGUGGGCAGGUCAGGAGACACUACAGCACCGAGGACAGGGCCAGCGCAGAGCGGCAGCGCUACCCUGUCAACAGGGAGGACGCAGAAAAGCAGCAGCAGAGCAGCGAUCAGACAGAGAAUGAAGAGAACACGGAGGAAGGAAGGUACACAGAGAGGGAGCAGUACAAAAGCCCUUUCCCCGCAGAGAGCGGGAGGAGCAGCGCGGUGCUGCACGGCCCCCUGCACUCGCUGCUGCGCUGGAAAAGCCACCGCGCCGAGAGAAGGGACAGCGUGGGAGAGCAGCUCCUGGGGAGCAAGGAGGAGGCCAGGCCCGCCCUGGGCGACAAGAAUCUCCUCCCCGAAUAUGACUAUGACUGGUGGGAGAAGAAGCAAAUUCUGAACGCUCUGAAGCACGGACGCACCGAGAAGAGGAAUCUUGGUAAAAUCAACAGGUUUGACGUGAAAAGGCAGUACAACAGGAUGGAUCAGCUCGCACAACUCCUGAAUUACAGGAAGAAGUCAGCUGAAUUUCCAGAGUUGUAUGAUUCUGGAGAAGACCUAAAGAAACGUCACGUAAUCAGAAAUGACAGGGGAAAUCUGAGUGAGAGGCCUCUGACCGAGGAAGAGGAAAAAGAACUGGAAAAUCUGGCUGCUAUGGAUUUGGAACUGCAGAAGAUAGCUGAGAAGUUGAACGACAACAGGAGAGGAUGAUCUGUUCCGGCAGCUCCAAGCUAGGUGUAGCAGUACUCGCAAUAUCUGUAUCAUGUGGUAAAUUCACUGCCACUGGAUUGUUGUUUGCCCUAAAGACAGGAAAUACUACUGUCCACUAUAGUGUAGUGAUUUAUACAGCUGAAAAUGUCUUUAAUUUGCUAUUAUGCUAUUGAGAUCUGAAUAGCAUGAAUUUUAGUAUUAUAACUUCCAUGCAAGGCAGAUAUUUUUAAUAUGCUUGUGAAAACAAUUGUGUUUGUGGUCUUCUAAAAUAUAUUUGUCUGAGUUUGGGGGAAAAAAAUAAAAUAAAAACAUUUAUCUUGGA
Messenger RNA from Tinamus guttatus (white-throated tinamou), 2290 nucleotides. The record is from RefSeq and is a predicted model, not a curated record. Lineage: Eukaryota; Metazoa; Chordata; Aves; Tinamiformes; Tinamidae.